AUGAUGCGCGUUCUUGAGGCCAAUGCGCCUCCGAAGCAGACGGCAACCGACACCAUCAGCACUCUUAGUGGGAGGCUGACGAGCGCAAGCCUCCUCGAAGACCGUCGCGCUGCCAUUCUCGGCCUCCGGAGCUUCGCGAAACAAUAUCCCGCCUCGGUCGCUUCGGGCGCGCUCAAAGGACUCAUCGCCUCGCUGACUAAAGAUGGCGACGACGUCGACACGCUCAAGGUGGUGCUCGAGACGCUGCUCAUGCUCUUCCACCCGGACGAGACCAGUCACGAGGCCUCGGAAGAGUUGGAGCUGCUGCUGGCCGACCAGUUCUCACAACGGCAAGACAACAUCACUCUCCUGCUUGAUCUCCUAGACAAGCCCGACUUCUACUCCCGCCUCUAUUCGCUGCAACUGAUACGCGCCAUUUCGCUCGCCCGCCCCCAACGAACCCAGGAAUGUGUCCUCACAGCCCCAGGCGGCAUCGAGCGCCUGGUAGCCACCUUGGACGACCCCCGCGAUGCCAUCCGUAACGAAGCCCUCGUCGUCCUCACCGACCUUUCCCGAACCUCUGCCGAACUCCAGAAGCUCUUCGUCUUCGAGGAUGCCUUUACCAAGGUCUUCAACAUGAUACAUGCCGAUGGCGGCCUCACACAAGGCGGGGUUGUGGUUCAAGAUUGCUUGAGUCUGCUGGCUAUCCUCAUACGCUUCAACGUGUCCAAUCAGACCAACAUAAGAGAGAUGGGCCAUGUCGCGAGGUUUGCCGCGCUGCUACCCGGCGGCAACAAGCCGAAGAAGGCACGCGCGAGUGCUGAAGAAGAGGACGAUUGGGUCAGUCCGCAGAGCGACAAGAACAUCUGGGGGCUGCUCGCCAUCAUGCGCAUGUUCCUCGUCAAAGGCAGCCCGGGCACAUUACAGAACCAGAACGUCUUCCAGCAGCAUGGCCUCGUUCGCCAACUUCUGAACAUUGCUUUCGACCCCGCCACCGCCAUGCCUAUCAAGAUCGAGGCUCUCAACACGUGCGCGGAUCUGAUUAGAGGCAACGCUCGGCUCCAAGAAGGAUUCGCUCAAGAGCAGGUCAGGCCCAUUGUUGAGCCCCCUACGAAUGGCGUCACUUCUCCCAACGGCGUACCUUCCGUAUACGUUAUUGAAGCGCUUCUGAACAUGGUCCUUUUUCCAGCGCCGAACGAGUUGUUCGACCUGCGCAAUGCAGGAUGCGAGUGCAUCAAAGCCUAUUUCUACAAUCACAGACAAAUACAAGAACACUUCCUGAACCGAGCCAUCGGUGGCCACGAGGGCGGCGACGAAACAGCCAAUGCUCUUACAAUCCUCAUGGCUGGACCACAAGUUCCCCCAACUGGCGACCCAUACAGAAUCUGGUUUGCCUCAAACCUAAUCUAUCACCUCAUCUUCGAUGACUAUCAAGCGAAAGACACUCUUAUGGGGGUCAAGGAAGGAGACGCAGAGAACGGUGAAGAGGUCGUCACUUGCAUACAAACGCUUACUGCGAAUCUCAUCGCAAGCCUGCAACUCGGGGAAGAUGAGCGCAUAUCGGUAGCUUAUCUGAUGUUAUUGCUAGGCUGGCUAUUCGAGGAUGCCGCUGCAGUAGAUGAUUUCUUGGGAGAAGCCAGCAGUCUGCAAAGUCUGGUGCAAGCCGUCCUGACCCCUGGAGAAGACCGGGUCAUGAUUCGCGGUCUUUGUGCUGCACUGCUGGGAGUCGUAUACGAAUUCUCAACAAGGGACUCACCUGUGCCACGACGCGAACUACAACCAGUUCUCAUGACGAAGCUCGGUCGUGACAAAUACCUGGACGCUAUCACCGGAUUACGACGUCAUCCGCUCGUACGAGACUUUGAGGUCUUGCCCCGGACUGCCGGCGGAGGUGGUGGUUUGCCGGACAUCUUUUUCGACGAAGCCUUUGUAGACUUUUUAAAAGACAACUUCAGCCGACUAUCUCGGGCCAUCGAUCGCAACCCAAACAUCGAACAGCACCAGUCACACGAUGGCGUUGAUCGAGAUGUAGUUGAUGCACUUCGUGGCGAGAGUAACGAGAAGGAGCAAACCAUCCAAGAGCUCAAAGCACAACUCAUGACUUUGGAGCAAAAGAUAGACCAGGAGCAGGCCGAGCAUCGCAAGACCCAGCAAUCAGCCGAGGAGCAACGAAGCACCCUGAAGCGCAUCAAUGAUAAAUUGCACGACGAUCUCGAUAAGGAAGUUGCGAAGAAGGAUCGCGAGCAUCGACAAGCCAUGCUGGAGAUGGAGAACAAGUACAAUCUUCAAAUCGUUGCGCUCAACAACAAGGUGCAACAAGCGAGCAAGGACGCCAACCUCGCCAUCGCAAAGCUCAGACAAGAGUACGACGAGCAGCUCCAUGACGCACACAGAGCACGCACUGAAUUAGAGCGUCGAUUAGGCGCCUCAGAGAAGGCCCGCCAGGAAGCCAUCGACAACAUCCGCAACCUCGAACAUACACUCAUACAAACCCGCACCGAAGUCGCCACCAUCACCGAAACCCUACGCAACGCGCAAACGCACGUCCAAAACAGCGAAGCACAGCUUCAACUCCUUACAGAGGAGAAAGAGACGCAACUCAGAGAGCUGGAAGAAGAGAAAGACACUCAACUCAAGCAACUCAAAGAAGAGACAGAGCAGUCCAUAUCCACUCUCGAAGCCCAACUCAAGCAAUCCACAACCGAAAAGUCUGCCCUUCAAUCCGCCAUCGACAAACUCAAAGCCGACAACCAAGAUCUUAAAACCAAGGCUCAAGAUUCAACUUGGAAGGCCAAGGAAGCGGAGGAGAAAUUACGGAAAGCUGAAGCCGCUGCAAAGUCAAACCCCCAAAAGGGCAAGGCGGGAGGUGCAAGUGAAAAGGAAGUCAAAGACCUCAAAGAGAAACUGCGUAAAGCGGAAGAGGCGGAGAAGGAGAAGGCGACUGAGCUUGAGGAUCUCAUCAUGGUGCUGGCUGAUCUUGAGGAGAAGAGGACGAAAGACAAGGAACGACUUAAGGCUCUUGGAGAGGAGGUUUCGGAUGCGGAGGAUGAUGACGACGACGAUGAUGAAGAAGAAGAUAGUGAUGACGAAGAGGAAGAGGAUGAUGAGGACGAAGAAGCGGAGAAGAAGAAGUAG
Molecule: messenger RNA, 3114 nt
Organism: Alternaria ventricosa
Lineage: Eukaryota; Fungi; Ascomycota; Dothideomycetes; Pleosporales; Pleosporaceae
Exons: 3
Coding region: 1-3114 (1037 amino acids)
Biological process (GO): endoplasmic reticulum to Golgi vesicle-mediated transport; transcytosis; vesicle fusion with Golgi apparatus
Cellular component (GO): Golgi stack; endoplasmic reticulum; Golgi membrane
Source: RefSeq, a predicted model, not a curated record